Elgaria multicarinata webbii is the source of this 2149-nucleotide messenger RNA. It is a transcript of the gene TMEM269, whose product is annotated as transmembrane protein 269. The record is from RefSeq and is a predicted model, not a curated record. The transcript has 6 exons. Gene Ontology annotation, cellular component: membrane. The coding region runs from base 289 to 921 and encodes 210 amino acids. NCBI's taxonomy places the organism in Eukaryota, Metazoa, Chordata, Lepidosauria, Squamata, Anguidae. Gene Ontology annotation, molecular function: phosphotransferase activity, for other substituted phosphate groups. Gene Ontology annotation, biological process: phospholipid biosynthetic process.
GGGGCAUGAGCAUCCAGAAAAACACGUUUCACCGUGAGAAGGGGGAUUUUUGAAAACUUUUUCGGAUGUUGUUUUGCUCUGAUCUGCUGUUUUCUUUCAGAUGAACCAUCUCACGAACUUUCCGGGAUUUGGAAACUCGGCAAGGGCAGGGUGCAAAACACACGAGUAGGACAUGGUCCCUUCUCCCACUUUUGUCGCUAAAGAGUAGCCCUUUUCUCAGGUCUGUUCCAGUCUGCCAAGAAGCUCUUCCUGAGCGAACAGGCCGGGCGGGCGCAGGUGGUGGAGUUCAUGCGCAAGAAUGUCGCCAACUCGAUCUCCAUGGCAAAUCUCGUCAUGGGCCUCUCCUCUGUCCUCUGCAGCCUUAAUGGGCAAUACCAUUCUGCCUGCUGGCUGGUCUUGACCGGCUUCUUGCUGGACCUCGCUGACGGAGCCGUCGCCCGGCAACUGAACGCUUGCUCUGCUUUGGGAGCCAAGCUGGAUGACUUUGCAGACUUCACCUCGUUCGGCCUAGCCACCGCUCUGCUCCUGCAAGCCCACGGGUUCCUGGACGGGCUCCUGGUGAUUGUGUACGUGCUGGCUGUGUUCACCCGCCUGUGCUUCUUCUCCAGCGGGAUCCCCUUCAUGUACCGGGGCCUGCCCUGCCCUUACGGAGCAUCGGUGCUGGCGACCACCUACCUCCUGACGGGGGGCGACCUGGUGGCCAUGCGCAUCGUGGCGCUGGUGAUGAUCUUCUUCAUGGUGGACCAGGGGUUCUACCCUCACGACAAGGUGCUAGAGUCUCAGCCUUGGAAGAAGGCCGUCUUCGCAGGAGGCGUUCUGAUGGUUUUGUUCUCUGCCUCCUACUUUGCCUCGCUCUACUACCUGAUUUGGUCCACGUCGUACAUCAUCUUCCCAACGGCGUUGUGGAGCUGCAAAAUGUAGCCCGCCACGUCACGGCGGACACCAUCGUGUCUCGCCCCGGCCUCUUGCUCAAAGCCAUCAUUGGGGAGCUUGAAGACCAACGGAGGCAGCUCUGAACACCUGUGCGUUGCUGAAAACCUUACUAAAUCGCUCACUGUCCCGACUUGCAGCGUCGUGGCUACUGGAUCUCUUCCGUUGCAUCUGGUGGCGCUCUCUGUCCCGGGCAGAAUGGGAGCCCAGCAAUCGCAGUCGCAGGGGUUUCUAACACUCCGAGCCUCAUCUUCGGUGUAGAUAAAAGUGUACAGUUUCUGUCUAUAUAAAUAGAGAUAUAUGUAUAAAAUGCUGUAUAGCUUUAAGAGGGAAAAUUGAUUUGUAGAUGUUUUGUUUUUCUAGUCGACGAUUUACAUGUUGAUGGCUUUUGGGGACGCUUUUGGACUGGUCGGGUCCCUAAAUCCUCCUCGUUUCGACUGGGAACUUGUUGGGAGCUUCUUCAAGAGAGGACGUGGCUUUGCUGUAUGCAACUGCAGCUGUAGAGAGCCGCUGCAACACAGCAGUACGAAAUCUCAAAAUUGCCUCGCACAUGACAAGCCAGAGUACGGGUUGAGCGUGGGUUGCCGUCGAAUGUUGGUUUAUUUUUGUGCGAACGCAGCCACGUGAACAACCCAUGGUUUGUUAACCACGAACAACCCACAGUUCACCACCCAACAACAAACCCUGGAUCCUCUUCAUGGGCUGGGUGCUGCAAAACUCUUCAUGCCUUGUGCCCCCCAAAAUAGAACAGCGGGGUGUUCCACAGAGCAGGGACGGGCAACGCUGGAUGUUGUUGGAUUGCAAGUCCCAUCACUGGCCAUGCUAGAUAAGGGUGAGUGGCAGUUCAACAACAUUUGGAGAGCGAUACAUUCCUCUUUACCCAUCUGAAGACUUCCCCGUCUAAAACAUAUUGGCCUUCACUUGGGAGUCAAACUGUGUGCAUAGAUCUCAAGGUUUGCUGUUGGGAAAACAGAGCCUCGUUUCCUUGCGUCAGGAAGCCCUGUUAAUAUUUAUUUUUCUAUCCAUCAUUGUAGUGAAAUAUAUUUAGGAAACUGAUUUCUCCUCUCCCCUCCCUCCCACACCACCCCCUCCUUCCCCUAGUUCUUUGGUAUGAAACGGGGAAAAACAGACAGGAAGAUUACAUUUGUGUUACUGAGAAACGAUACUUGAAACUAAUGUUCUUGUGUUUUGGAAAAUAAAAUUUAAAAACAUCGACCAU